Mya arenaria is the source of this 5036-nucleotide messenger RNA. RefSeq lists its product as uncharacterized. Gene Ontology annotation, molecular function: protein binding. Gene Ontology annotation, biological process: anatomical structure morphogenesis. Lineage: Eukaryota; Metazoa; Mollusca; Bivalvia; Myida; Myidae. The coding region runs from base 839 to 4447 and encodes 1202 amino acids. Gene Ontology annotation, cellular component: cytosol. The record is from RefSeq and is a predicted model, not a curated record. The transcript is spliced from 10 exons.
UAAAGUAUUCGCAGGGUUCUGUUAGACUAAUGUGCAAGCUUUUGCAUUUCUUUGUGUUCAAAAGCAUACAGUAACUUGUAUGCCCAUUUUUGGAUCAGUUCAAUUGUUCCUCAUAGUUUUUCACUCAACUAUUAAAAGAUUAUGACAAGCAAACCAAUCAACUUUUUCAUGGAUACUCAUUAAGAGGAUGACUGUCUUAGAUUUAUUUCCAUGCCCCAAUUUCUUAAACAAGUUUAGGCAGAGCAAUCCUUAAGUCUCUUAUUUCAAUUAAUUUAACCAAAAUACUUAACAUUUUUUUUAUAAAAAAAUAGUUUAUCUGAUUAUCGUGAUAAUUUUUUUUUUAGUUUCAUUUAAAUUCUUAAAACUUCAAAUGAGAAUAAUACACAAGUUAAACCAAAACAAAUAAAGUGGGCUUAGAUUAAUAGUGUUAUUAGGUACCUGGUCCCAAUUUCUUGAUUUUUUUAAGUAUAACUCACUUAAGUAUCUUAUUUCAUUUAGAAAAAAACACUUACUUGAAUAUGAUUUUGUGAAACAAAAAGUAGUUGAUCUUAUUAAUCUCAAAUAUUAUUUCCUUUAAAAGUCUCAAAACUCUUUUAAAAGAGAACAUUACUGAUUUUAUACAAAUUCAAAAAUAGUGUUCUGAGCUUGAUUCUGUUAUGAGGGACUUAAGGUGGUUCGAGAAAUUGGGGCCUGGUACUUAAAUGUUUUUGUUCAAGAAAAAAUUAGGACCCUAAUGUUAGCAUACAUUACCUGCAGACUGUUUUGAGGAGCACCUUUGGAUUCAUCAAGCCUUAUUCCAAAAAGGAAGUAUUAGAAAUAUGCUAAAAAGUGCAGACAAAUGAUGACUGUGAAGGAUAUUAUUAGGCAGGCGAACAGUUCAAGAGUGAAGUAUGUUCUAGAAGCACUCGUUGAGAUCCGAAAGACUUACAUUAAAUCUCCUGCAGGAGUUUCUAGAAUGGUUUUGGGAGGACUGGUGGAAAGGCUACUGGAGCUGAUCAAAACUAGAACCAGUCUUGAGGAGAAGUACAGGUCAAAGGUCAUUGACAUGGCAACCAGCAUUCUGGGUAACAUGUGCAUGGAGGAGUGUGCAAGGUCCAAGGUUAAUGAAGUUGGAGGCAUGGCUGUGUUAGUGGAGUUGUUUCUAACCACUGAUGUAGAGCAUGUGCAAAACCGCGCGUGUCGUUGCCUGGCAAACAUGCUUCUAUUGACCCAGAGUUGGGAAGUGGCAGACAAUUCUGCAGUCAUCGAGAGAGUUGUCAAGCUUCUGAAGGAGUCAAAUGUAGAAGAACACAAAUCAAAUUACAUAAGGACAAUAAGACUGCUAGGUAAGACGGGCACCCAUGUACGGAGACUGGUGGAGAAGAAUGGUGUAAUUGAGGUGGCAAGGCUUCUAGAUUCUGACUCGCCCGAUAUCUGCCAGGCGGCCCUCAGGUGCAUCCAUAGCCUCUCUGUGCACAGUUGCAGUGAGCAGUUUUCAUGCCAGGUUGUUUCCUCAGGCCAGCUGUCCAAGCUUCUAACCCUAGCCCAGUCUUUCAGUCAUGAGGCCUUCAAGCUUGUAGUCAGGCUCUGUGAAUAUUGUGUGUUCAGACAAGAGUUUGGAAGUGCGGGAGGAAUAGAAACAUUCAAGGAAAUGUAUCAAAGUGAAGGAAAUGAGUUGGAAAAUUGGAGACUAGAUAUACUGAAUGUGCUUUGUCUAUGUUGCAAGGAGGUUGUUAAUAGAUUGAAGAUUAGAGAGCAGAAAGUGUUUAAUGUGUUCAUGGAAUCUCUUGAGAGUGAAGAAUAUAAGCACAUUCAUGAGAGGAUCAUUAGUGCAUUGCUUUACUUCAUUUAUGAUGAUAAAGGAUUUCCCAUGCUACUUGAGGCUGGACUUGUUAAUGUUCUUAUAAAGUGUCUAAAGUUAGUCUGUGGCAUUGAUAACAGCGCAAGUACUGCAGACACAAAUGUUAAUGACAGGGAUGAACAGAAUAUAAAUACACAUGAAUUACAGUCCACAUCUGAUGAAGUUUUUGGUGUUGAAGAGAAGGAAAGCAAAACUAAGGAAGUAAAUAAAUCAACAAUCACUGUAGUUUCAAUUACAGCACACCCUAUUAAAAUGAUAACUGCCAAAGAGAAUGAAAGUAAAAGUUUUGGGAGUGUGGAAGGGGUAGACAUUGGUGACAUUGACUCUGAUAACGAGAUUGGAAAAGUUGAAAUCAAAGCCUCAGCAGGAAGACCAGUGUAUAGCAUAAACAGUCCAACAUACAAACCCCAGCCAUACUGGAAGGGUGAGGAAACUGACACACCCACCUGUAUUCAGAGGUUUACACCCCUGCAUGCAGCAGAUUCAGCCCCCAGUACAGGUUACAGCCCAUUCAGUAGUGCCUCUUACUACUCACCAGGGGAAAGUUCUCCGGAGUAUGGCUCAUGUACUUCUCCUCAGACUGGUAACUCUUGUUCUCCUCCGCAGUCGAGUCACAAUGUUGAUGAUGGUAAAGCUAGUCCUGUAGGUAGGCCCGGUCACCGUGGAUACAGACCUCUGUCUGGUUCCCAGUGUCCUGACCAGAUGCAUCCCAAAUACCCAAAAUACACGGACAUCAGUUGCCAGUUAUACAAGCAUGAAGAGCAGCCAGAUGCCUCUCACAGUCCACAGAAAUCAGAAAAACGAAGUGACCACCAUCUAUUUGCAAGAGAUGACAAAGUGCAGCCUGAAACAGCUGAUUCACCCAAGUCUUGCAUGUCUGGGUAUAGUGGGGAUUUUGAGGAUAAUCUUGGAGGUUAUAGCCCAGUGUACAGCCCUUGUUUUAGUGUGGAUCCUGAUGUUGAACCAAUGUCUGAGUCCGAUGAAAUUAAAGAAAAAGAUGUUGAGGUGGAAUGUGAUAAAAGUAAGAAGGAUGAUAAGGAUUAUUGUUAUAGAGUAGCUGACAAUGAGAUUGACAAUGCUGACAUUGACGAUUAUGCCUUCAGUAUCAUGCAAGAUAAGAAAGACCAAGAGACUGUGGUCACUAAAAAUCAGGCUGAAGAAAAAGUUAUGUCAAUAGUUUCUUCAGAAAAUAAUCCCCAAUUACAACGUGCUUGUAGAAGUCUACCUAUGAUGUCAGAUCCAUACGUGAACAACAUUUUGGUUCUCUUAUCCCGGGUUUCUCAGAUGGAAAACCCUACACCACAUCUUGUAACCAUGGAAACUGUCUCUAGUCUUCUCAGCUACCUGUCAGAAAUGGAGAAACCUCAUGCACGAUGUGCCAGACUUCUGUCAAGAGUUUUCAGGAAUCCUUUGUGCUUUGAACAGAUAAUCAACCUGGGACUUCCAGUCCUGAUUUAUAACAUGUUGUUACGAGAUAAGGAUGUUAGCAAGCUAGCGAUUUUGUUGAAUGAGAUGGGAGGAAGGAAGAAACGGAAAGUUACAUACAGCAAAGGAAGCAGCUUGCAGGAUGAUUCUGAUUCAGACAGGUUUUCAGUGAGUGAUUGGUCAAUGUUUGAGAAUGAACCUCCUAGUAAACGCCAGAAAAACAACAGUGAUGGUGGCCACUCUUCUACAAGGGGCCAUGUUAAGGAUGUAAGCUGGUCAGGCUGGUGCGGGCUUGCCCUCCUUGAGGACCUAUCGGGUGUGGCAAGUUCUAUGUAUGGGCGAGGGCUGGUGGAAAGGCUUCUUCUGACAGCACCACAGUUACACACCGCUCUCAAUAUACUCUACAUCACAUGGAGUUUGGAUUCAAGACAGUAUUAUUUCAUACAGUUGGUUAUCCUGGACCAAGUUCUGACUGUGAUGAAGAACUUCUGCUCCUCACCUGUAGGAGACAUUGCUAGUGUUCUCUAUGGGAUCUCACUUCUUACCAAAGUCACCCAUGCAGCUAACAAGUUCUGUAAACCCAUAAGGCAAUCUGUUCAGCCAUAUUUAAAUGAAGACUGUAAGCUGAAAAAUGUGGACCAGUCCUCAGAUAGUGUAUGUUUUCUUGUAAAUGAUGAGAAAGUACUAGCAGAUAGGUCAACCCUGGUUUCAAGGUCAGACAUAUUUUCUGCCAUGCUCAGUGGUAACUUCUCAGAGUCCUCUCUCUCAGAAGUGCCAGUGACAUGUUGUUGUUCUCUGGCAUUCCGGUGUGUGGUACACUACAUUCAUGGAUGUGAAGUCCGGACUUGUGAUACGCUUCAGAAAAUGUACUGUAAUGAUAUCAACACAAGGACAGUCAGUGAAGUGAUUGACAUUGUAAAUGAGGCAGAUAAAUACAUGCUUGAUGGACUGAAAGCACAAGCCUCUGACUGCCUGUUCUAUACAUACAUCAAUUCAGAAACAGCAUAUUCCAUUUUCAAAGUUGGAGCUUUAUACAGAUGGACCAAAUUUCUCAAAGCAGCUGUGACAAGAGUGUUCUGUGACAACGAUUUUGAGAGAAUUGUCAAAAAUGUUCAGAAAUUCUUGUGCUCAGAUUACUCAGAAUUAUUUAUCGAUACAAUUUGUGAUAUUCUUACUGAAUAAUGAUUUUAAUUAAUUACACUUUAUACUCGGAGAAGUGCCAUAUUAUAGUAAUACAACAUUUUAUUGUUUCUAGAUGUAACUGUUGACUGUGUUCAAAAGAAAAUGAAACAAUGUUCAAAAGAAAAUGAAACACCAGGCUUUUUGUUUGAUUCAAUUUUCCAAGCAGUAACUAAAUGAAGUAAUUCUUUUGCUUCUUAAAAGCCUUGUUCUUCAUGAGUCAUUUCAAUAACAUCACAUGGUAAUCUCAUUUACUGAAACAACUUUUUUGGACCAAUAUUCCACCUGUUACAAGUGUAUAAGUUUAUAAUUAUUUGUAUUUGCAUAUGAUAGAACUCCUUGUUGAUUAACAAUGCAUGAAAGCAGACUGAAAUGUUUAUAUUUAUUGCUUUUGUCAUUGAAUUGUUUCAAGCUUUAAUGAACAAAAUUGGUUUAUGCUCUGAGCUUCAUGCUUUUCAUUGUUUAUUUUUCUGUUUUCCAGUGCAUUAAUUACGGGUAGAUUGUCUUUAGGGUAUAUACUAUAUCACAUUGCAUUAAUUUAGUUUCAGUGGCAUUUGUUUUAUAUUUACAAUGUAAUAAAUAUCAACUUCAA